ACGCCUACAACUGAAGCUGUUCAAAGCGCGCUAUUUAAGUUUGGAAUUUAAUCAAGAGGAUUGUAGAGCAUCAACUUUUUGAAAUAAAUAAUCAAUAAAAGUUUUAAUUUAGUGGGUUAGUAAAGCCCACUAGAAUACAUUUUAGGAUGGAAAGCAGGAACAAGUUACAAAUCAUUUACCCCGAUGAGGAUGGCGAGCCACAUCCAUACUGCCCGCAUGGACCUACAUUGUUGUUUCAAGCUCCAACGAUAAGUGAGGAUGAACAAACGUACGCAUAUUAUGCCUGUGCAGCGCAUCGUGAUAAAAGUUUGUGCAGUUAUCAUCUGCCGGCGGAACAAUUAACACCCCAAAAAUUGGCAAAGCGUUAUGGUUUAGACGAUAUCAUCGAACAAUAUAAAGGACAUAAACAAAAGCUAUUGGUGUGUACUGACGGUGGCGGACGUCACUUCUGCCUCUGCUGUAAUGUGCCACUGGUAUCUGAAGAACAGUCAGGGCACACGGGUCAUGAAAUAGUUUGGAAUUUAACAAACGAAAUGCUUUGCGACCCAACACGUUUGCUAAGGCCACUUGACAAUGAUAAGGCACAGGCGCAGUACUUUUUUGAUGACAAAGCGUUAAAGUUUUUCUCGAAAUGUUUUCAGGAUUUGGGCAUAAGUAAGGUGGUCUGCAUGGGCGCGCCGCGUUUGCAUGCCUAUCUGCGGAGUAACUCUACCAACGUGCAAAGUUUCCUCCUGGAUUUUGAUUAUCGUAUGUUUUACUUCUAUGAGGAUGACAAUUUUGCCUGGUAUAAUAUGUGUAACAAUCACUUUUUCGAUCACAACCAGCGUCUGUAUUUUGAGAAGUUUUUAAAUUGCGCACCUGAGCAGAAGCUACUAGUAUUAACUGAUCCUCCUUUUGGCUGCCGCACUGAACUUAUAGCCGCCACCUUGCGCCACCUUACACGUCUUUAUAAUAAAAUCAAUCACCUGCCACAUCAACCGCUGCCUAUAUUUUGGAUUUUUCCAUACUAUUCCGAACACUAUAUACAACAAGAAAUGCCCCAAUUGCGAAUGUGUGACUACAAAGUUAACUACACCAAUCACAGUUCAUACACUGAUAUUGGCGAUAGGAGUCGUAAGCUUGGUUCACCAGUGCGUGUCUUCACAAAUGUGCCAUUGGAGCUACUACACUUGCCUGUUGAAGAGGAAUACAAAUAUUGUGCCCUAUGCCAACGCUACACUGCCUUAGAAAACCGUCACUGUUUCAAAUGUGCAUACUGUCCAUCGAAGAACGGCAGCACCUAUCGACAUUGCGACCUUUGCGGCUGCUGUGUCAAACCCAAUUAUGUGCAUUGUAAUAAUUGUAGGCGCUGUACACAGUCUGAGGAACACGAAUGUGGGAUGUAUCAAGCGAAUCAGCACUGUUGGAUCUGUUUGCAGAAAGGACAUACAGAAAACAGGUGUGAAGAGUGGCGAAAGCACUGUAAAGUGAAAUCUUUUGCUGACCGAUUUGAGAAGAUAAUCACCUGCUUGUUGUGCCAACGUAAGGGACAUAAUGAGCGUAACUGUGCGAAACGGAACAAGUACCUUGAGGAAUUGACCUUUAUGGGGGUGGCAGAAGUAAAAUUUAAGUAAAUUAUUAAAAUGUUUUAACAACGAAAAAUUACUUUAUUUAAUACUUAAGUGUAAACUAUAAAUACAAAUAUAUUU
Rhagoletis zephyria (snowberry fruit fly) is the source of this 1688-nucleotide messenger RNA. Its product is annotated as zinc finger CCHC domain-containing protein 4. Gene Ontology annotation, molecular function: rRNA (adenine-N6-)-methyltransferase activity; zinc ion binding; nucleic acid binding. Gene Ontology annotation, cellular component: cytoplasm; nucleolus. Gene Ontology annotation, biological process: rRNA methylation. Lineage: Eukaryota; Metazoa; Arthropoda; Insecta; Diptera; Tephritidae. The record is from RefSeq and is a predicted model, not a curated record.